AGUUCGAGCUGGAACAGCAAGAGGAUACGAUGGAACUCCCAAAUCUUUCCUUCAUUUUGGCGACUGCGAUCUUGCUUGUUCCAGUCUGGAGUCAAGAACAGAUGUGUCCAUCAGGCUGUCACUGUACAUUUAAUGACACGAGGGUGAAGGUUGUUUGCAAGUCUAUGGAGGAAGAUCAUUUGCCUAGCUUUUCCAGUUUGGCUAACAAGCGCGUCGACAGUUUGAUAUUUGAAACGAGUCAUUUCGAUAUGUUACAGGCUGGUGCAUUCAGGGAUUUAGAUAUCGGUAUCAUUGCUUUUGUGCGUUGCCGAUUAAAAGAAGUCACUAAAUAUCUCUUUUCAGGCGUUAAAGGAGUAACCCAAGUCGUAUUCAGUGGGUGUGGCUUGAGCGUGGUUCCUGGAGAAGCCCUGAAGGUGCUAGAGCCAGGUUUGGUUCACUUGGAUUUAAGAGGAAACAACAUUCGAAAUAUAUCUUCUUCAGACCUUCCCUCCGGUUUAAAAUCGCUGCGACUUGAUGGAAACAGUUUUCUUCGACUAUCUCAGAGCAGUUUCUCAGCUGUUGGAGACUCGCUGGAAACCCUUUAUUUGGAUGCGAUGGGGCUGGACGAAAUACCAACCGAUGCACUCCAACCUCUUGGAAAAUUGCGCAAAUUGAACAUAGAGAGAAACCAGUUGACUGAAAUCACUGCAGAAUCUCUACGAGGUAUCCGUACCUCCAGUAAAACAUUGACUCUGAAGUUAGGCUUCAAUCAGAUCGGAAAAAUCAGCGAAAGUGCUUUUGAUGGACUUUUAAGUGGUAAUAGUAGACUAUGGAUAAAUGUGGGACUCAUUGGUAAUCGAAUCAGCGAUCUUAAUUUUGUCGAAGGACUUGGUUGCAAACUGCGUCGUGUAAGGUUUUAUCUUCCAAACAACACUCUGGAAUGUGAUUGUCACGUCUACAACAUCACAAAAGCCAUUCCUAGUUUGAUAUCUAGCAAUACAAUGUGCGCCAGACCACCUAUGUUCAAGGACAUGCGACUGGGACCUUGGAUGCCCAAAGAUACCGAUGGCGUUCAUUUCAUCGAUGGAGGUCGAUCACAAUGUGGAACAGGCAAUGAGACAGAGUCAAAAAUGUAUGACUGUGAUUGCGACCUUUGGAUCGACUCCUCACAGUUUGAUCGCAUGGCAGGAAAGUGUAAAACAAGUUUUGCUCUGCCUCAUUUUAGUCAAUCUGUAUUGGUGUUGUUCUUGCUGUCUGUUAUGGCAUAUGUCAUAGCAUAGAUUUAUGAAACCAAGAGGCUGUAUAUGAAGGAUUUAGGGGGGAAGUAUGCGGUUCUUUAAAGGUUACCAUAGGUUUUGGAGUUUACUCACACUGUCCUCUAUUCCAGGAGCCUGCAUCUAUGUUGGCCUACACUAUAUUUCUGAAAACCGCAUUCCAUAACCCUUCAUUUACCAUUCUUUUGUAUUAUUCAGCUUAUUUUAUAAGAUUUUUGUUCCGAUUUUCAUGGACUAUUGCUGAAUUUAACAAAAACACCAUUCUGUGAUUUCUCUGACAGUUUCUGCAACACUUUUCCAGUGGACAGGGACAGUGGUUUAUUAUGGUAACAUAGAAUCAUAUGGUAACAUAUUAUGGAACUCCGUCCAAUCACUUUUGCCGCUUAAAUCACACUUGAUUUUGCAUGCUCCAUUUUACUCAAAAUAUCGUGGUUUUCUGUAACUUCUGAUCUAAUUUCUGUUUUAACUUUUGUUUAGAUCUAAACUUACAUAAUGUCUUAUUGUUGAAGACCAAUUAAUCAUUUAAAACAUUUAACUUUCAACUUUUGUAUAUAUAAAUAUCUAUACCAAUACCUAUAUUUAUGUGUAUACGAAACGAGUUAAGGAUGACAGAGUCUGCACUUAUAAAGUGAGGGGUGGAACUAAGCUGGACGUCACGAACAUUUUAAAGGACAAAAAUGGGUCAACAUGUGUAGAAACCGUUUAGGAGUCAAAUAAUCUUAAUAUGCUAUCUUUAAGUUUGCAAGUCGGAUUUCCCAAUGUCCCCUAUACUUAAAACAAGAUCAAACUGAAGGCUUGUCACGAAUCUUGUAUGUUACAAA
Messenger RNA from Lingula anatina, 2074 nucleotides. RefSeq lists its product as uncharacterized. Gene Ontology annotation, molecular function: protein binding. The record is from RefSeq and is a predicted model, not a curated record. NCBI's taxonomy places the organism in Eukaryota, Metazoa, Brachiopoda, Lingulata, Lingulida, Lingulidae.